Molecule: messenger RNA, 2178 nt
Organism: Penicillium riverlandense
Lineage: Eukaryota; Fungi; Ascomycota; Eurotiomycetes; Eurotiales; Aspergillaceae
Product: bifunctional molybdopterin adenylyltransferase MobB/molybdopterin molybdotransferase MoeA family protein
Exons: 4
Coding region: 1-2178 (725 amino acids)
Biological process (GO): molybdenum incorporation into molybdenum-molybdopterin complex; Mo-molybdopterin cofactor biosynthetic process
Cellular component (GO): cytoplasm; cytosol
Molecular function (GO): molybdopterin molybdotransferase activity
Source: RefSeq, a predicted model, not a curated record
AUGAUCAUGGAUGCUCGACUCAAACCUGCGAUUCUGGUCGUCUCCGACACGGCCGCUCUCAACCCGGCCUCCGACAAGACCGUCGAUGCCCUGGCUCCGAUCCUGGCCGCCGAGGGCAAGUGGGAGGCUCCCACCGUCAAGAUCGUCCGCGACGACGUCCUCGACAUCCAGCGCGCCGUCUGCGACUGGACCGAUGGCUCGAAUUGGGUCAACCUGGUCCUGCUCACCGGUGGCACGGGCUUCGCGGUUAAAGAUAACACGCCCGAGGCCGUAUCACCGCUGAUCCACCGUCCGGCGCCUGGUCUGGUUCAUGGCAUGCUGGAUGCCUCGCUCAAGGUCACUCCUUUUGCCAUGAUGUCGCGACCCGUCGCCGGUGUCCGUGACAAGUCCCUGAUAAUCACCUUGCCCGGCUCCCCCAAGGGUGCCAAGGAGAAUCUCGAGGCGGUGGUCAAGCUUCUGCCGCACGCCUGUGUCCAAGCCGCAGGCGCCAAUUCGCGGCUCCUACAUGCCGGCGGCAUGAAGAAGCUAGAGGCCGAGGCUGGUGUGAGGGCUGCGGCAGCUACCGCACCGAGCACGAAGAGCCACUCCCACGACCACCACCACCAUCACCAUCACAACCAUGGCCACGGCCAUAACCAUGGACAUGUUGUCCCCAAGGCGCACACGUCGCCCGCGAAACACCCGCAAUCAAAUGACCCGGGGGCUGGUCCCACCCGGCGGUACCGCAGCUCGCCGUACCCGAUGCUUUCGGUGGAUGAGGCGCUCGAGAAGAUCACCCAGCAGACACCAGAACCAGUGGUCGUUGAAGCCCCCGUGGACACCACCUUGGUGGGCGCGGUGGUCGCGGAAGAUGUCUAUGCCGCAGAGCAGGUCCCUGCGUAUCGUGCCAGCAUUGUCGACGGAUACGCCAUCAUUGCACCCGCGUCGGGCGGCAAUACUAAGGGAGUGUUCCCCGUGGCCUCGAUCACUCAUGCAAAUGAGAGCGGAGACCUGCAGCCGCUGCAGCCAGGCACGAUCGCUAGAAUCACCACGGGUGCUCCUCUGCCUCUGAAUGCCAACGCCGUCGUUAUGGUCGAGGACACCGACUUGGCUUCGACCACUCCCGACGGCAAUGAAGAAGCCACCGUGGAGAUCCUCGCGGAAGACAUCAAGCCCGGUGAAAAUAUCCGUGAACCCGGCAGCGACGUGUCCCUGGGCAGCAAGAUCCUCUCGCGCGGAGACCUGAUCACCCCCGUCGGCGGAGAGAUUGGCCUGCUGGCUGCGACAGGCACCAGAUCCAUCAAGGUCUUCCGCAAGCCCCGCGUCGGCGUUCUCAGCACGGGCGACGAGCUCGUCGAACACACCGACUCCCGAACUUUGACCGGUGGACAGAUCCGCGACUCCAACCGUCCAUCCCUGCUCUCCUGCCUGGCCUCCUGGGGCUUCCCGACAGUCGACCUAGGCAUCGCGCGCGACACCCCAGCCAGCGAGCUGGAACACGCCCUCCGCGAUGCCCUGCGGGGAGUCGGGCGUGCCUCCGACAGCGUCGACAUCAUCGUCACGACCGGCGGCGUCUCGAUGGGCGAGCUGGAUCUCCUCAAGCCAACGAUCGAACGCACCCUCGGCGGAACCAUCCACUUCGGCCGCGUAUCCAUGAAACCAGGCAAACCAACCACCUUCGCAACCGUGCCUUUCAAAGCAGCCACGGACGAAUCGGGCUCCGUCUCCUCCCAGCAAGAACGCCAGUCGAAACUCAUCUUCUCCCUCCCCGGCAACCCAGCCUCCGCGCUGGUAACCCUCAACCUCUUUGUGCUGCCCUCCCUGCACAAGCUCAUGGGCAUGGGUGUGGGUGUGGACGCGAACGAAACCAAAUCUAUGAAAUUGUCCAAGUCCACCAUCCCGCAGUCUCUCGGCCUACCCCUCGUCGCCGUCGUGCUGACCCACCACUUCCCUCUCGAUCCCAAGCGCACGGAGUACCACCGUGCCGUGGUGACAGCUUCCCGUUGCGAUGGAAGGCUGUAUGCCACCAGCACGGGUGUUAAGGGUGUCGGACAGCGCAGCUCGCGGGUUGGUAGUCUCGCCAGUGCAAAUGCGCUGGUGGUUCUGCGUGCUGGACGCGGCGUUGCUAUUAAGGGGGAGAUCAUUGAGGCGCUCCUUAUGGGGCCUGUUCAUGCUGGUGAGGUGAGGGUUAAGGCCUAA